AUGCCACAGCCCAGCUCCGGCAGUCCUUCCACGAAGGGGGAAGUGGAUGCAACACUUGAAGUUGCUCCGGCAAUACUCUGGGACGACCCUACCGAGAAGAGAAAUCCGAAAAACUGGCCGCUAUUCGCCAAGAUCUUCCACACUGUCAUUCCCUGCGUCAUCUCCUUCGAAGUAACCUUUUCAACCUCGGUCACAGUGCCUGCAGCGGGCGUUAUUGCCGCAGAGUUCUCAGUCACCCGAACAGAGGCACUGCUUACAUUGACACUGUACACGCUCGGACUUGCGUUUGGGCCGCUCUUCAUCGCACCUUUUUCCGAGGUAUGGGGCAGACGAGUUGUCUAUAUCUCGACGCUCAGCUUCCUGCUGGUCUUCACAGGUGCCGGAUCAGGAGCGCCGAAUUUUCCCGCCUUACUUGUUUUCCGCUUUCUAGCCGGUUUCCUGGGCUCGUCGGCAAUGGCGAUUGGUGCUGGCACGGUGUCCGAUCUCUGGGUCUUGCAAAAGGCCGGGGGUACUGUCGGUUUGUUCUUCAUAUUGGGCCCUUUCCUUGGGCCUAUUCUGGGUCCCAUAGCCGGAACAUACAUUCUCGAUGACCACGGGAGGGACUGGCGAUGGACGCAAUGGUUGAUUCUGCUCGUGGGUGCGCCUACCCUCAUCGCCACGCUGUUCACAAGAGAGACAGCCAAGACGCAUAUUCUUAAGCUCGACAUCUCGCACGCAGACGGCGUUGAUACCGCUACGGCAGUGGGCAAAGUCCUCAGAAAGGUCAAGUUCGCGAUUUUGCGGUCUGUCAGGAUGUUGUUUACAGACGUCAUUGUGUUCUCGUUGACAAUUUAUACUGCUUACGCUUACGCCCUGACGUUCAGCUAUCUUGCAAGCAUACCAUAUGUAUUCCCCCGGUAUUACGGCUUUAGUGCGAAAGAGACUAGCCUCGUGUUCGUCAGCGUCAUGAUUGGUUACAUUCUGGCAAUCGUCCUGUUUGCGGGCUUCGACAGAACGAUUUAUGCACGGGCGCGUCGGGCCUUACAUGGCGAUAUGCCUGCUCCGGAGCAUCGUCUAUAUUCUGCACUCGUUGGAAGCAUAUCACUGCCGGUCGGAUUGUUCUGGUAUGCUUGGGGUGGCCGAGAAGGGGGUCAUUGGGCCACGCUCGCAGCCAGUGGGAUUCCAUUCGGUCUCGGUGCCUUCUCACUAUUCCUGUCAACUAUCAAUUACUUAGUCGAUGUGUAUCAGUCUGCUGCGGCGGCAUCAGCAUUGGCCGCGAAUGGCUCUCUGCGGUUUGCGUUGGGUGCAGUCUUCCCACUCUUCACGGUGCAGAUGUACGAGAGCCUAGGAAUCAGGUGGGCGGGAAGUGUCUUCGCAUUUUUGUCGGUUGCGUUUCUCCCAAUUCCUUGGUUACUUUUCAGGUACGGAGCGCGCCUGAGGAAUCGGCGCGACAGUCGACCUUGA
Cyphellophora attinorum is the source of this 1443-nucleotide messenger RNA. Its product is annotated as Polyamine transporter 4. Gene Ontology annotation, biological process: spermine transport; transmembrane transport; spermidine transport. The transcript has 5 exons. Lineage: Eukaryota; Fungi; Ascomycota; Eurotiomycetes; Chaetothyriales; Cyphellophoraceae. The coding region runs from base 1 to 1443 and encodes 480 amino acids. Gene Ontology annotation, cellular component: membrane. Gene Ontology annotation, molecular function: spermine transmembrane transporter activity; spermidine transmembrane transporter activity. The record is from RefSeq and is a predicted model, not a curated record.